Molecule: messenger RNA, 2903 nt
Organism: Pectinophora gossypiella (pink bollworm)
Lineage: Eukaryota; Metazoa; Arthropoda; Insecta; Lepidoptera; Gelechiidae
Product: zinc finger protein 383-like
Exons: 2
Coding region: 475-2223 (582 amino acids)
Cellular component (GO): nucleus
Molecular function (GO): zinc ion binding
Source: RefSeq, a predicted model, not a curated record
AACGGCAUCGAUUUAUGAGCGAAAUUAGCGCGAUUUUGACGCUGCCGCUGGUCCUUUCAAAUUUAAAUUUUUCUUUGCCUAUUGAGUACUGUGCCCAAGUUUUAUAAGUUGACCUAAUAAUUUGAACAACACUCGUGAAACGUUGUAUUUAUAGUGCUUCAAAUGGUACUCCGUAACAUGCGAUCGAUGAGGAGGUUGGCGGGUUCGCGGGGCAGUGACGGCGGCACAUUCCUGUAGCGCAGCCCUACCUAGCGGACAUCGCCCCAGUUGCCUCUUCGGACGGAUCGAACGAUUGCGUAGUCACCACGCAGGGCCAUAGCCCACAAGUUCUUGUUAAUUUUACGAAAAAUUGUGGCGUUCUGAAAGUGAAUUUGAUGUAUGAAGACAAUGAAAACACGAUAACUGACAGUUUUGUCGAGACUCCGAGCGAAAUUCCUUGGAACGUUUUUGUUUCAACGUUGGAUUGCAUGCAAAAUGGAAGAUUCCUUCAUUAUAGCAAAUUUCCACAUGGUCUGUCGACUGUGCUUGAAUAAAAGCACACUUAUGGUGUCACUCUAUGGUGCUGCUCCUGACGACGAGACAAAUGUCUCUUUAACCUCUAAAAUUGCAGAAUGUUUCGAGCUGCAAAUGAACCCAAAUGAUGGCCUGCCUGGAAGAAUCUGUUAUAAAUGCUUAUUUAAAGUUGAUAAAUGCUCUAAGUUUCGCCUUCAAUGCAUACAGAACCAGUCUAGAUUGAGGCAGAUCACCAACCGGGUAAAUGAACUGGACAACUCUAAUUCUUCAGAACAUAGCAAUUACAACUACAUUUCUCAAGAUUCAGUCAAACCAAAGCCAGAGGACUAUAUAGUAGAAGACAGUGUUGUGAUGGUGGUUGAUCCGAGCUUAGAUUACGAUUCUUCAGAGGAGUCUGACGCAGUGGAACAUGUUGAUCAUGAAUCCAUUGAGAGAGAUAACACACCUGAAGGAGAACCAGUUACAGAAAACUUUUUCAAAAAUGUAGCUAUGUGUCAAUUCUGUGACAAAGCUUUUAUUUCUCAAGAUAAAUGCAAAGAACAUGAAAUGAACUAUCACGACCCAAACUUACCAUAUCGAUGUGAUGAGUGUAGCAUAGUGUUUGCAGAACGAACACCGUAUGUACAGCAUGCAAAGAUGGUACAUGGCAAUGAUAAGCCAUAUCACUGCUCUGAAUGUGAUAAGUGCUUUGGCCGGCGUUCUGAUUUGAGGAAGCAUUCUAUAGUUCACACUGGAAUUAGACCUUAUCAAUGUCAAUAUUGUUUAAAGAGUUUUUCUCGUAAUACUAAUUUGAGUAAACACCUUAGAAUACAUGCAGGCCAUAAGCCACAUGUAUGUCCUUUGUGCCCUCGAAGCUUUGUUGCAAAAGCAGACUUACAGCGCCAUGUACUUGUUCAUUCAGGAAUGAAACCAUAUGCAUGUAGAAAAUGUCCUUUAACAUUUGGAAGACGAGAUAAACUUAUUAAGCAUGAAGAACGCCAUGCACCUAAUAGCCCUGAUCGCAAACACUAUGACAGUGGACAGGAUACAAAUGACAUGGUUGUUAAUGUGAAUCCUUUUAGUAAUCUUAUGACCUCACCUAGUGGUAUACACGCAGAUUCUUCAAACAUUGAUUAUGAUCUACCUCGUGUACCAGAUCAUAUUUCUGGAGAAAGCAGUUUUAUUAAUCAAGUGAAAAAGAUUCCGUCCACCUCUAAUAAGCAUAUACAAAACUCCCCAUCGAAACAGAAGCCUACUACAAAUAAGAAUAAACCAAAGAAUAUUAAGUGUCACCAAUGUCCUAAGAGGUUUUCCUCAUUAGAUGCCUACAAGACUCAUGUGUCAAUAGCACACAUUGGAUCAAGGGUAUUUCAGUCUUCCUUCCAGUGUAAAGUAUGUUUCAAGAAGUUCCCUCGAAAGAGAGAGCUGGAUCGUCAUGCAGCUCUUCACUCAGGGAUGAAGCCAUUUUCAUGCAGUCAAUGUGAUAAAAAGUUUACUAGGAAAGACAAACUUAACAAACAUGAGCAAACUCAUGAAUGCUUGGUUGUGAACAUGCCUUGCAUAGAAUGUGGUGCCACUUUUGAUAAAAAAGCAGAUCUAGUUGCACAUAUUAAGUCGCAUUUUAGUGAUAGUUUUGAAGAUAAAACUCCAGGAACUGAAAUUAAGAAAGAAAACGAGAAUGAACAGCCUGAAUUCUCUAUGGAUGAUAAUUUUUACGAUUUGGAAACAUGACAUAAAAAUGGAUCCUAGAACUGAAUUAGUGUAUUAAUGUGGCAUAUUAUAUUAGUUAGUCACCAUCACAUUUGUGCACAGCAUAUGCAAUUUGUACUUGUCUGUACUGUAUUAUUGCACUACUAGUGUAGUGUAUGCAAAUUAUUGUAUGUAAGUAGGUAUUUAAUUAUCGUCCUAGUGAUGUCUAAACUCUGUACAAAAUUUACUAUAUCAUUAUGUUAAAUAAAACUACUUAAUAACUCUAAUGUGAAUAAAAACUGACUGUUUACUUAAAUUAUAUUUGACUGGAUAGUAUCAAGUAUUUAAUUAGGAACUUCUUAACAAAUUAAAGAUGUUUAAAUUCAAAUAAUGUUUAGCUGUUAACAUUUCAAAGUAACACAGAUAUAGCGUUACAUAGAUAACAUAAUGUACACUUAUUUAUUGAAUCAUUGUUCUUAAUAGUCUGAUUUGUUAUGAUAUUACAUAGAUGUGUAUUAAUGCUAUGAGCAGUUAUUAGAAGUUUAGCUCUUGCAUUAAUUAAAGAUAUAAUAAAUAGACAUGUGUAGUUCUCUUAUAAUGUCACUGCUGAAUAAUGCACAAAUCUAUUUUUAUUCUAUGUAAAAGCAGUAUUUUAAAACAGAAAUGUUGUUUACUUCUAUUUAAAAUUCAUUGUGAUUGUAAUAGUAAUUGAAUACUUCCUU